AUGGUGGUGUCGCCGGUGGAGACGGCGGCCGCCUACAAAAACCUGACCUUCGAGGAGGUGGUGCAGGAGCUCGUCAAACAGAAGGAGGCGGUCAAGAGGAAGGACGCCCAAAUAAGGGAGCUGGAGGAUUACAUCGACGACCUGCUGGUCCGCGUCAUGGAGGAGACCCCGAGCAUCCUGCGCACGCCGUACGAGCACAAGAAGAAGGCGGGAAAAUUUGGAAAGAAAUAA
Knipowitschia caucasica is the source of this 231-nucleotide messenger RNA. Lineage: Eukaryota; Metazoa; Chordata; Actinopteri; Gobiiformes; Gobiidae. The record is from the annotation of a GenBank genome assembly.